UGGACACUUUCGUGACGUUCAACGACGAACCACAACGCCGAAUUGCUGUCCAUCGCCGUCCAUCGCAUGGGGAAGACUUUUGAGUGCCUUUCAGAGCAGCACAUUGCCUGGCUGAAAGAGCAGCGGGUGUUCUUUGUCGCAACUGCUGCGGACAAAGGACACGUUAACGUGUCGCCCAAGGGCUAUGUUCAGGGCACUUUUGCAAUCCUUUCUCCAAAGUCUGUUGCCUAUUUAGAUUUCACAGGCAGUGGAGCUGAAACUGUGGCUCACAGCCUGCAGAAUGGUCGCAUAACACUGUGCUUUGUGGCCUUCAAGGGUGACCCCGUGAUCAUGCGCCUCUAUGGCACAUCCAAGGUGGUUCCGCGCGCAGCUGCUGAGAGCUUUCUGCCGAACUUCGAAGCUGAGUUCACCCAGCACAGCGGGUUCAGAGCCGUCAUUGUCGUGGAUGUGCAUCGCGUGCAAGGUUCGUGCGGCUUUUCCAUUCCCAUCUUCGACUAUGUGAGCGAGAGGGACAUUCUGAAGGAAAAUUUUGCCAAGAAGGACAAUGAUCAGGCGAAUGACUAUCGCAUCUUGAAGAACAGCUUCUCCAUUGACCUCCUCCCUUCGAUUGGCCAUCGUAUCCUGAACAACAAGGCACCUUUGGUGGCUGCAAGGUUCAAAGAAGGCUUUUGGUUUGGAUACAAAGACAUGAGUUGGCCCGAAUGGAUUUGGAGUUCAUGGAACUUCUGGAGCUUCAGAGCCAAUUUGCAGAGCAGAGACAUCGCGAUGAUGGCCUUUGGCGGGUUGCUUGCCUUCGCGUGGUUCCAAGCCACGAGCACCAGGUCUGCUGAUCCGUGAGCCCAGCUUGUGAGCAUCGUGUUCUGCACGCAACCGCAACAAGGCUUUUCGACAGGCUUUUGCGCAACCGAACCAUUUGGUUGUGUGCAGUUGUACAGACUGGCCACAGCCAGGAGGAAGUGUUUGAGCACGGAUUGCAAGGAAGGUGUUCAUGUUCACUCGUGUGCGGUUUGAUUGUUAAGUCGCAAGAGUGUUAUAGCAGCGCAGCAUUUGAGGAUUGUUGGAAUACGUUUUGCACCUUGCUUGCUGAAAAAGACGGCAAUCGCCCACUGCUGCUAACAGCCGUAGCCAGCCUCCAGGAAGGGCACGAGCAUCGAAUCACAGCCGCGGUGGGUGCGCCCGCCCAAAGCCCGUGCGGGGCGGGGUGUGGAUGAAGAUCCAGGCAGGCGCCGGUGCAUCGCGGAGCGUCUGGCCGGACAGCUGCUUCAGAAGAGGAAGUUUCUUGAUGUCGAUUUGCUGCUGGUACUGAAGCAUGGC
Messenger RNA from Durusdinium trenchii, 1314 nucleotides. Lineage: Eukaryota; Dinophyceae; Suessiales; Symbiodiniaceae. The record is from the annotation of a GenBank genome assembly.